AAGUGCAAGGCCGCGGAGUUCCGUUGCGUCGAGUAGUUCAAGACAUCGCGUCUACCUCCGUCGAUUUCCGCCGUAAAUUUGUGAAUUUAUCACGUUCACACUUGUUAUCCAUUGAAAAACCUGCCGAAAUGCACGCAUCAACGAAUUCUAACCGUAAAGUGAUGAAAAUGUGAGGGAAUGAGAGUUGUUUCGGUGAAGGCGCUUGUAAACGUGACGCGUAGUUACCGGUAAGCCCUCUCCUCGCAAAACAAAGGACUCGUUCAUGAUUUUCGGGACACGUGACGCGCGACUCUGACUCGACUCCCUGUAGUCCUCACUAAAUUAUUUCAUAGUGAAUGUUUCUCUCGAUUCCGAGACUUUUUGUCUGUUUUGGUAUGCACUUGAUCGUGCCGACAAGGUGAUUCAUACGAGAUAAACACGACUAUCUGUUCAGACAAUAGCGAGGGGAAGUGGAUAUCAGCGAAUAUGACGACCGAGAAAGUAGAAUUCGACACCUCGGCGAUGCAUGCCCUAAACGCCAACAUAAUGAAAUGUCUCGACGGAAUGAACGCGGCGUCACUCCUCUCAAAAUCCCUGACCCCCGAGGAGAAGAGGCACCUCGCCCGUGCCACCGAGGACUUUACAAACGGUCUCUACAACGCCGCGGUAAUUCGAUACGAAGCCUACGUCACCUCGAAACGUAAACUCCCCCUGAACAACAACGAGCACUCGCGCCUGGACAUAAUCGUCCAGUACCUCGUCUGUAAGUGCCUCCUGCAGUCUAAUCAAUUUCUAGAACUGAACAAGGCCCGAUCGAUCCUGACAGACCUAGAGGUCUCAUUCGGUGGCACCUACCCCAUGAUCUACCUGGGGCUCACCCAAUUCUACACCAAAGUCUUCUGCUUCGACGAGGCGGAGCGCAUGGCCACAAAAGGCCUGUCAGUCGCCAACUCCUCGGACUUUCCCGUGUGCUACCUCCCAGAAUCGGAGACCCUCAUCCCCGAGAGUACAAUGGACGAGCUAACAAAACAGCUGACAAGCCUCAAGGAGCAGUGCUCUGGCUGGCACCCACCAGACGCCAGAUGCUUCAUGACAAUCUGCAGAUUGACCUCUCAAAACCACAUCUGCGGCAGAGACAUCUUCGUCAAAUCCCCAGCGUACAACGGAAUGGUCACAGUCACCUGCAGCAAUACAACAAAUCCCUGCGAAAUUCACUUCCACUGCGCCUGCUGGAAGGUCAAGAAGGACGAGUCAUCGUCGAUUGCAAAGAUCUCAGACAAAGAGGUCCUCCUCAACUGGGAGUGCUUCACCCCCAACUGCGGUACCGAGGAGGAGCCAAGUCUCAUAAAAAAGAUAACAAUUCACAAAGAGGAUGGCAGUGUGAAGGACAUCGAGCCCUCGGCGGACAAAUCACAGUGGCAUGCUCAGCAGACAACUUCAAUAUCGAAGGGAGCUACUCGCAAACAGAAGCAGUUGAGCAGAAUAACAUCCAAAGUUCCCCGAGUCAAGCACAUUCUGCCCGUCGACAAGAUCAGCGAGACGACUGAGCAUCCCCACACCAGCGAGGACGCCUUAAACGUGUGCGGUGUUGUUCAGGGAGUGGAGGAAGUCGUCGAGUCUCUGGAGACAACGACAUGCGAUCUAUUCACCUCGAAAGUCAUGCAAAUGAUAUCCCUCAGGGAGUUGAAUUUCAAUAUAGAUCCAGAUAACGAUUGGAGGCCCAACAAGGCGUACUAUGGUAACGAACACAUGAGGAGUACCAUUGACACAAGUUACGAGCCUGAUUUCUCAGAGGACGGUGAAAGCAAGAUUUUCAUUAAAUCCUUUUUGUUCUCUUAUUUUUUAUCGUAUAUUGAGAAUAGGGGGCCCAUUAAGAAUGAUGACUUGAUGAGGGAGUGGAAUAGUUUGACUGAGAGCAGUGAUUUCGAGCCUAUUCUCAAGGAUUUCGAUGGGAUCAUUGAUGUGAGAAAGUUUUUGCUUCAAUCCCUCAAGUUUGUGGCUAUUGGGAACUACAUUUGUAUACCAGCAUUGCUGCCGGGGGCUUAUGCACUCGCGGAGGAGGAGGCAGAGCUCAGGGUGAUGGAGAUGAUGGAGAAGAAGACGUUUGACUUUAGUAGUGGGCAUCUGAAGAGGAGGAAGAAGACGGAGGUCGAGGUGAAAUCUGAACCUCGUGAUCGAGCUGCCACUGCUAGUGCGAAGGUGGAGGGUGAGAAGGCUGAGGCUGAUCCAGCUGAGAGUGAUCCAUUCUUGCUGACCGCUGAGGAUUUUCUGGAUGAUGUGGAGGAGGAGUCGGAUGGGGAUGCUUACAGCACUACUGUUGAGUCGGAGGACUCGAGUGAUACGAAUGCGAGCUUCCAGACGCCUGUGAAGAAGAUGAAAGUACAGGAGGUAGAGGAGGACGUUGCUGGCGAUGUCAAGAAGAAGUUGGAAAAGAAGUUUGUCGAGGAGGAGAUGAAAGAGACUGCGGUGAAAGAGAAGGGUGAGGAUGAGGGGGCAGAUGGUGGGAGAGUUGAAGAGAAUAAUGGGGACGAGAUUGAAGGGAUUGAACGGAUGGAAGAAUCUGAUAAGGAGGAGGUGAUUGAACAGCCCUCAUGCAAGGUUGAACAGGCAGCGAGGGAACAAAUGCCACCACCUCCAAAACCACAUGAGGUUAAACAAAGAAAGAAGAAGAAACAUGAGAUUAAGCAAGGAAAGAAACAAGUGAUUACGACUCAGAAGAAGAAAAAUAAGAACAAGAAAAAUCAGCAAAGCAAUAACAGGAAGCCAUCGGAGAAGCCAAAGGAAAUUUCUGAACGUUGCGUCAUCGAGACUGAGUCAGAGGGGACGCUGGACGAUCAAGACGACCUCCCCUGGGACUGCAAGAAGCACGAGUAUUGCAGAUGCGAGAAACUGUAUGACCAGGAAGCUGCGAUCAAAACCCUGGAGGAAGAGCUAGAAAGCUACCGAGAAGAGCUUCGAAGAAGUGGAGAGAGGCUGAAAAUGAGUGAAGACGAACACCUGAAGACUCAAGAAAAACUCCAGAAGACUCAGGACGAACUCCAGGAGGCUCAAGGCAAAUUACAGACAGUCUCAGACAAGCUCCAGAAGAAUAAAGACGAGCUAGAGACGGUGAAAACGAGACUCAAGGAGACUGAAGACCAGUUGAAAACCACUGAAACUGAUCUUCAGAGCAGUCGAAACGAGCUGAAAUCCGAGCAGGACAAGUCCACAGAGAUGAAGCGAAAGAUGUCGAUGAAAAUUCUGGAUUAUGAGUUCAAUUACAACGUCAACUUGAUCACUUGCAAGAUUGACAUAACCCAGAGUCAAUACGCUGUUGUAGCUAAACUCCAGAAUCUCGUGCAUCAGAUUACGAAGAAUUACUUGAAUGUUGAUUGGACAGAGUGGGCAGAUCCCCUGGAGAAGCUCGAGAGGAUGCGAGCAGACCUCGAGAGUGAGCACAGAAAGCUGACAAAGCUGAUGAAAUCGAACAAUCCGAGUGAGGAGAGGGAGCAGGCCUUCAGGACCCACAUGAAUACCCUCAACUCCCCGCCCCUUCCUCAGAGGAAUAUUCAAGAUUUAAUGGAAAUAGCUGUCAACAUGUUGAAAAAUCACUUCCAGCAGCCAAUGGUAAGUUAUCGUCGAGCUAUUGUUCCACCUGGGGUUAAUCAGGUUCCCCCAAUAAUCCCUCUGUGGUAUCAACAACAGCCCCGUUACGCUCCACCACCUUCGCUUCCAUGCAGUCCCUAUCACCCCUUGAACAACCCCAUGAUGCCAUCGGGAUCGUUUCAAUCGUCUGGGUACUCGAGACCUCCCUAUGUGAGAGCAGGAUUCCAAAGAGAGUAUUCACCUUAUCUGGGGUCUCCUAUCACCAUUACUGAUGUCACGACAAAUCCCCCAUCUGCGACACCACCAGUACAAACCUCUGAUGAUAAGAAGAAGAAAGCUGAGGUCAGAAGAGAGAGCUCUGAGUCAGAGUCCAGUGAGGAGCAUUCUGAAAAGAGAAGUGGAGAGAGCAGCAGGUCAGAGGUGUCGAGCAGUUCGAGAGAUGCAGUAGAUCCUGGACAAGGGCCAGUUGCUGCCGUGGAGGGACAGCCAAAUGAACCCCAGGUGGACAAGAAUUCACAAGAUAUUGUUAGUUCUCAGGUGCACGCUUCUCCAGCAGUUGCAUCGGACAAUACCAAUGUACGUGUCAAGAAUUACAUUCAGGUUCCACCGCCAGUGCCAACGGUUCCUCCAACGAAAGUCAAACCUGCUCAAGUCAUUCUAAAAGCUCCUGUUCAAGCUCAUGUGCAAACUUCUGCACAAACACUACAGGAUCCAUCUGUAAUCAUGAGUGUUCUUGCUCAGUCUGUGCAGCCAAUUGAAGCUAGUGAUGCCAAACCCCCUGUUCCUGGCUCGUCGAUGAUGCCAGCUCUUGCCUCUACCUCUUCAUCAUCUCCACCUUUGACGGUUAAUGCAGCUCCAACGACUCCAGUUGAAGCGGCUAAAGCUCUUCCUGCUACAACAGUGAAGCCUGCAACUCUGGCAGCCAAUUUUGCAUCGCUUGUGGCUCUAGCUGCUUCGUCAUCUUAUGCAGUGAACAAAAUGCCGAGACCUGCUGAGGUGGUUUCUGCACAGAACCUGCAGAUUCAUCCAUCUUCACCUAUUCCUCAAGCCAUGAAGGUUCCCCAGAAUGUGCCAGCAACUCCCCCAGCGAAGAAACUGUUGACAGCACUUGAUGUGACUGCCCAGCAGGCAGUUAAAGCCUCUGCAAAGACAGCUUCAUCAGACAGCAGUUCAUCAGCAGUUCAUCAGGGUCUGGUGAAGGAGAAAAUGUCAGAGCAAUCAGCACCUCCUUCUCGUCCACCGAGUGUUCAAGAGCCUGAGAGGAACAACGAGAGGCCAGUGCAUGGGUUCGGUGAAGUCAAGAAACAGAAGAUACAGAGCAUGGACAAGCUGCUGCACAUCCUUCGUAAUAAGCAUCCUGGAGUGCUCGAAUUCGAUCUCAUAUGGAGCAUUAAAAUUGUGAGGAAGAAUCAUAAUGACUCUCUGACUGGACUUCCUCUCGUUCAGAUCAUCGCGGAGGCUGAUAAGAUCCUCAAUUCGAGGCAGAAGCUCCAGCUGAUUCCUUAUCUCUCCAGCAACAAGCCUGCUAAUGUGAAGAAUCAGGGGGUCUACUUGACCACGCAGGCGGGGAGAACGGGGAGUGAUCCUAACUCCUCGACGUCUUCUGUUUCGUCCUUCCAUCGAGACACUGUUGCCAAGAAGAAUCCCUGGAGCAAGCCUCAGAACGUCUCCUGGAUCAAGGAGUCCCCGGAGGCUGAAUGUGUCAUCUGCUGGGAGACCCUAGUCUCUGAGCUGAAGAUACCGACGUACACCCUAGAGUGCCAACACACAUUCCACAAGCAGUGCCUGGUCACCUGGUUCAACCAGAGCCGAUCGUGCCCCACCUGCAGGAUCCACUCGACAAUUGACGACGAGUUCCCUCCACUGCCGUAAUCAAGUACAACAACGAUCAUUUCAUUUUUUCUUUAUCUGGUAUUUCCUUCAUCCAACGGCAGCACUUCUUUUUAUUUUUGUACAAGCUGAUAACGAGUAUUUUACCAACGUUAAGAGUUAGAAUUAUUUUUUUAACUAUUGAACCGUUGAGAGAUGUGUUUAUUAAAUAAUACAGAUUAUUAUUUUCUUUCAUACAUUUUUUUUAUUGGUAAUUACCACCAGAAACUAAUAGAAAAGCAUGGAGACAGGCUCACAACGUGAUGCCACCAUCCUGGAGGAAUGAAUAGCAUUUCUCCCUCGUUAAGAUAACACAUUAUUCCUUGAGCAUUUUUAAAAUCAGGGAAAUUAACAUAAUCAGGAUUUAUCGGAUCCACUUGUGCUGUGUUGGAUAACAACCUCGUAUCGUAUGGAUACAAAUUUCUACUAUCAUUUGGAUGAUAAAGUAUCACUCGUUUGCAACCAAAAACCUGGAAAUGAUGGAAAAUCAAAAUUUCGUUAUUAGUUGAUUAUUUGAUUUGUCUCACCUGACACAGGAGAUUAUUUUUUGGAUCAUAGUGAAGAGGUGAGACUGUUCCUUUGGGGCCGAACCAGGCGUUAGUGUCAGGCAGACUGUCUUCAGAAUUAUCAGAGAAGCUGCAGUAGUCGGGAAUUGAAAAGUCUUCUUUCAGUUCUGGAAUCUUAACGACAUGAGGUUGUUCUCACAGCUGUGUUGGAUCUUAGUGUUAUAGAUAUUGCGACUCUUACUUGUUCGAAGAGCUGAUGUUGCGCGAGAUAUCCAACUUUAUCAUUGUUUUUUGUAACAUGUGAUUUAAUAAAGUCUGAGAGGGUAA
This is a messenger RNA of Diachasma alloeum, 6266 nucleotides long. RefSeq lists its product as uncharacterized. The record is from RefSeq and is a predicted model, not a curated record. The transcript has 3 exons. Bases 466 to 5436 code for a protein of 1656 amino acids. NCBI's taxonomy places the organism in Eukaryota, Metazoa, Arthropoda, Insecta, Hymenoptera, Braconidae.